ACGUCAUUUCCGUAAACACAAAAUGGUGGCAAGGAAGCUGAGUUGAGGUCAUUUUGGAUCAAUAAUUCUACCGUUAUUGUACUAUGUUUAGUAACAAUAAUGUAAAGCAUAGUGCAUUACACUCAACAGACUAUGAUGGCACACCUGUAUCUGGCCGAUGUUUCAAGUAACACCAAAAGGUCCACUGAAACAAUUUAUGAAAUUAAAGCACCAUUAGCAACAUUUGAUACAAUAGAUUUAGAUGAUUGGGAAGAUGACUCUGUCAAGAACACUCUCACUAAAGAUGAAAUAAAGAAUAAUAACAGUGCAGUAUGUGAUAAGCCUGAAAAAGGAAUAGAGGAGCUGAAAGAACAGAAGAGUAUUGAAAGUGGUAAAACAUUAAAGGCUGAAAAUGCUAGUUCAAAUAAAAUUGAGGAUAACAAGCUUAACAUAACAGAUAACAAAUGUACUGAGGAAUUGAAGAACGGUAUUGAUUCUUCUGUUGAUCUGGAACAGAAAACGCCAACACCAACUAAAGACUUUGCACAGUUUGAUAAUGACUCCCUAUCAACAUUGAACAGUGAAUCAGAAAACUGUGUUCCAAAACCAGAAGCAGCACAAAGUGAUUUAAUGGACCCCAAUAGUAGUGAGAACAAUGCUAGUGCAGAGGAAAUUCAAACAAAACUUAAACAAAAGGGUAGAAAGCAUAAAGAGAAAGCUAGUAAUGUAAAGUAUGAAAAGAUUGAUAGCCUUUCAGAUAUCUCUGAUCAUGAAAAGUCAGGGAACCAGUCACCUCUUCCAGCUAUUAAACUAAGAAGUAAAGCUUUUGACAGUGAUAGUGACAGUUCUGAUUCUGACAGCGGUUAUAUAAGAACUGGGUUUGCCUCAGCAAAGGGUGCUAGUGCAAGACAUAUUAGAGCUUCUAUUUCAAAUUCAGCAAUUGGCUUAGACUUUGUGGACUCUGAUUCAACACCAUGCAGUUCACCAAAGGUAAAACGGCCGGUUAUUCCACCACCACUCAGCAAAGAAGAUGCCGCUAAACGUUCUAAGAAAAAAGCUUAUGAAAAACGGCUUCAGCGAUUGCAAGUUACCAAUACUCCCAUUGAACGCCCAAGGAGCACAACACCUAUAAAUAUCGUAGCUUUAGAAGAAUAUGUUAAUAUUAGUUCACCAGAGAAAUCACCAGCUAAAGGUAGUCUUGAAAAAUUGAAAAUUAAAUUACCAUUAGAGGAGGCUGGACGAACCAAGAGUCCAAGACGCACUGUCAAAUCAACAUGCAGUGAAUCAGGAGAUUAUCAGGUAUUUAGUUUUAAUGAGGAUUUGCUUUUUACACAUACAAAAUCAGCUAUUAUUCUUGAAGAAGAUGGUAACAAGUACCAGUCCCCAAAGCGUAUUUUAAUUCCUCCAACAUUAUCACCUAAAUUGUCACCAGCACGUUCACCAAGAAGCCCAAGACGAUUUUGCCAAGACCCACACAGCCUUCCUAAGUACGUGUUCAGUCCCAAUUCGCCAAAUCUAAAUAGAAAAGAAGAUGAGUCUAAGUUGAUUGGUAAAGAUUCAGUACCUGAGCAAGGGAACUGGGCAAAGUUUGAUGAAGUGCCAAAGGAAACAGAUGAUUUUGAUGGGAAAGAAUUGAAUUGUUAUAAUUCUCAAACUGUAACUGAAGAAGAUAAACAGAGUAAAGAAUCAGAUUCUAAAGGCAGUUAUGGUAUUCCUGAAGAUAAAUCAAAAGUCUUGAUGAAGGAUGAAAGUGUAAAAGAUGAUGAAUUUGAUAAUGAAACUGAAAAUGAAGAAAUACUGACUAUAAAAAUUGAUAAAAGUGGUGAAUUUACUAAAUGUGAUAUUGAAUGCCAUACUUUGGAGAGUUUGAAAAUUGAGGAAGAUCGGGGUAAGAAAAAUGAAUUAAAUAAUUUUGAAAAAAGAAAUGAAAGUAGUCCUACUAAUAAUAGAAAUGGAACCUGUAUUUUGAGUGAUGAUACCAAUGAAAACAAUAAAGAUUCAUAAUUUGAAGAGAAACACUAAAACCAUCGUUUUUACCUAAAUGGUUAUUCCAUCCAUGUUGUUUGCUGCUGAAUAAGAAAUAAGCAAUUUAAAGAUGGUAAUACUUUUUAUUUAUAUAAAGAGAGAUGGACUAAACAUCAUGCAGUUGAGUACCAGUGAGUGCCAUUAAUCUAAUAACUGAAUAAAAAAGGAUUUUAUACUUAAUUUGUGAAAAGCAUCUUGUUUAAGUUAUUGAGUUAAUUUGAAUUUUAUAUGUCUGUACCAUUGUAUAGCAAUAUUUGAGUGGCAUUCCAUAUGACAAUGAUGGAAAAUGGUGCUUGGUAAUACCAACAGCAUAGCUCUUGUCAUGCUCUUAGAUCGUAAACUUUAUUAUCUUCUCUAAAUCAACUUGAAGUUAUAUCCUCGUUAAGGCAUGAUGAGUUGAAUUUUGGAUCAUAAAGUAAAAACAUUUGCAUGCUAAUGAUUAUGUGGACAUGGUUCAUAAAAAAAAGUACAUUCCUAAACCUGCUGUUAAAGAUAUGUAACUUGUAAAAACCAUUUUAGAAGAUUAUAAAAAGUCUUUCAUUGUGUACAUGUGCAGAAAAAUACCCACGGUUAAAUGUAAGAAAAUGACAAAUGUUUCGAUUGUUGUUACAGAAUGUGUUAUAUGAUGGUUGAAAGUGCAAUAUCAUUUUUAUGUUUUUAAUGAAUAUGUGCCAUUGUGAUUUGUUUUUACCUCAGAAUUACCGUUGAAAGAUUUUUACGUCUAUCGUUAAACUGUGAAAGUGGGGAUGAGUUUUAAUUUAAUUCAUAUGAUAGUGCAUUUUGAAAUACGAUUGUGAAUUGUUGAAAAAAUAAAAAACACAAAAAAACAA
This is a messenger RNA of Ruditapes philippinarum (Manila clam), 2834 nucleotides long. RefSeq lists its product as uncharacterized. The transcript has 2 exons. Lineage: Eukaryota; Metazoa; Mollusca; Bivalvia; Venerida; Veneridae. The record is from RefSeq and is a predicted model, not a curated record. The coding region runs from base 133 to 1983 and encodes 616 amino acids.